Molecule: messenger RNA, 1114 nt
Organism: Aplysia californica (California sea hare)
Lineage: Eukaryota; Metazoa; Mollusca; Gastropoda; Aplysiida; Aplysiidae
Exons: 4
Coding region: 110-1114 (334 amino acids)
Source: RefSeq, a predicted model, not a curated record
UCCCUCAGCUACACAGAAAGCCACAGGCGGGAGCUGCCAGCACAGGUGUGUAGACAAGUCGUCCUGUGGCCACAAGUGCUGUAAGCCCAAGAGGAGAGCGGCUGUGGACAUGGCGGAGGGUCAGGGCAACAAACAGGCCAGGGUGGAGUCUUACUUCCCGCAGCAGACCAAGGACGUGAGGGAGGCCUACGCCCUCAUGAGGAAACACGGCUCUUUUCAUGGUUCAGGGAGGAUCAGCCUGCAGAAGUUUGCUUUUAAAAAGUCAGAAACCCCGAAGAUAGCAGGCGUUGGCUCGUCUGAACCACCAGCGCCUGACUCGUGUGAGCUGGAUGAUGACUGUAGCGAUCACACGGUUGACUGUGGCGAGUGUGACAAUGACUCGGCCUCCGACGUCAUCUGCAUGGACGACUUGUGGAGCGGGGAGCCCCCGGAAUCAUCAUUAAGCCAUAAUAGUCACAAUCCUUCCUGUAAAGACAGUGAGAAGUUCGCCAAUAGGAGGACUCCCCGCUCACACGUUCCUGCAAAAGGACCAUCUGAAACCACUACUACUACCAGCGUGUCUAUUCCAGGAAAGAACCAUAACGCCCAGGGGAAAUCCAACUCUAACGUCUCAGUGGAUACAACUCGUGGUUUUCAUCAUAAAGGAAUGUUGGAGAUGGCUCAUUUUUCUAAUGGUAGACCCAAAAACAAAUUUAGGAGUUCAGAUGAAAUUUGCGACUUCCAGAACAAUCGCAAUAUUGCAAAAGUUAUUAAGAAUGGUGACCUCGGCCCAGAGGAUGAGGCUGUGUGGGACCUUGGGGAGUCUUCUAUAGAGUGGACAUCUCCGACUUCACCAGCGGACAGACAUGGGUGUUUGGAGGAGGACAGGGACGGGGACAAGGGUAAAGGUCAACGGCUGGGAAAGGGUGGCCCUGGUGAUCCUGAUGGCCAGACGACCUCGGACGUCCUCAAUCGAAAAGUUCAUCAACCCAGUGGUCUCCAGUGUGAUCAGAUUCAGGGAAGUGGAUGGAACGAGCUGGACUCUUUUGUUCAGAGGCGACAAUCUCUCUUUGCUUCGGGUGAACUCCCGUAUCUGCACAGUGACCCCAGCUCUGACCUUGACCCCACUAUGUAA